AAUGAAUGGUAAUUGUUAUGGAGUACCGGUAUGCGGCUAGCGAUUUUAUCAGUGACGCGUUUGCAGGAAGAUAGGCCUGAGCGGAGAGAUUCUCCUUUUUGGAUUCAUGGCAAAUAGAUUAUAAAGAUAUAUGAAGCCUUCAGGCGAUUCUAAGGAUUCAAGUUAUUUGUGCUAUCUGAUAAAUUGAUCAGAUUAUCCAAAUCGCAGUCAAUUUGAGUAAACUAACAUGGGAGUGAUGUUUUCUUGUUGGAAGGCAAAGCCUUCCACUGUAGAAAUAUUGGAAAAAAUUGACAAGGAUAUAAAUGCAUUGGAAGAAUUCAGGGAAAAGAAUCAAAGACUUCAAAAGAUCUGGGUUGGAAGACUGGUACUCUAUUCAUCCACUCUGUACAUCAUAGCCUUUAUAUUUGUGUACUUGUGGUGUUUUCCGGAAGAAUGGACCGCACGGCUAACCUUGGCACUUCCAGGAUUUUUAUUUCCUUUAUUGGUCUGGUUAAUAAGAAAAAUUUUGAUUUGGUCAUUUUGUAGAAGAACUGAAAAGAACAGUGAAGCUCUAGAAGACUUAAAAAUACAAAAGAAAAAAAUACUUGAAGAGGUCAUGGAAAAGGAGACAUAUAAGAAUGCCAAACUAAUUUUGGAGAGGUUUGACCCAGAAUCCAAGAAAGCUAAAGAACUUGAUCAAUUGACUUCUGGAAUGCCAGCUACUCCGAGACCUGGUCAAGAACUUCGUCAAAGGAAGUCAGCUCAAGUACCAUCUACUCCACCAAACCUCAGUCAGGGAAAUCCGCAAACCAUGCCGAUUGCCACACCUGGCAUACAAAGUACAUCAGCUCCUGGUGGCCCGCCAGAAAAGACUGCUCAUUCAGCUUCACAUACACCUGUACUAUCGAAGCGAGCAAUGCCUCCAACUACCCCAGUUCCAGUAAUGGGGCUUCACCCUCCAGGUCCACCCCUAGCAAGACCGAUCCUCCCUCGCGAUCGAGGAGCAAUUGAUAGAGUUAUUGAAUAUUUGGUUGGUGAUGGCCCACAGAACAGAUAUGCACUUAUUUGUCAGCAGUGUUUUUCUCAUAAUGGCAUGGCUUUAAGAGAAGAAUUCGAAUAUGUUGCGUUUAGAUGUGCAUACUGUUUCUUUCUUAAUCCGGCACGGAAAACAAGACCUCAGGCUCCAAGACUUCCAGAAUUCAACUUUGAGAAAAGAGCAUCAUCUAAUUUACCAGCCUCCGUUAGCUCUCCAACUGCGGUACAUGAUGAUAAGACUGAAAAUGAACCAUGUGAGGAAGCUGGAGAUCAAAGUGUUACAUCAAUUCAUAAUAUUAAACAAGAUGAGGAUGGAAAAGAAGAAUCUACUCCUUUGGAGGUUCAGCUGAGACAUGACCAAGAAGUGGAACAUGACGAUCAACCAAAAGAAAGUGAAAUGGAUAUUGAAAUGAGUAAGGAUGAAGAAUGUGCUAUUAAUACGCAAUAGCAAAGUUGCCUAUAACUUGGCAUGUAGCAAGAGAUAUAAUAUACGAUCCAUAACAUACCAAUUGAUUGUGCCAGAUUACCAUACAAUAGGCUAUACUGAUUAGGCAAAAAAGAGUGGAAAGUUUAACUGUUGUCAGUAGUAGUAAAUGUAACAGUCUUUCUGAAGAAAAGAUCUAAAAAAGCUCAAUGUACUAUUCUUUUGUAAUAAAUCUGUAAAUCGUCUAUGGUAUUAAAUAGCAAAGGCUGCUUCAUUGCAAUGCCAUUCAUUGUCAGAUCGCAAUACCAUUUAGUUGUUGGAUAUUGGAAUGUGCAAUAUCCUACAAAAUUGAAUCAUUAGAAUCCAAUCAUAAUUUAAAAUUGGUUGACCCUUUAAACCCUUUACACUUCAGGAUUUGACACAAGAUGCACUUGGAUUGGAGUCAUUAUGUUUUAAAGACAGGUUAAUUUAUAAGGCUUUAAAAUCUUGCAAGUUUGAAACUAGAUUAGAUAAAAGUGUUUAAAUGAAAACUGUGUCUGUAUUAUAAAGAUGUUUACAGUCAGCAAUGAAAAACUAGCUUUUAUAUUUUUAAAUGUGAAAUGGGAUAGUAGAAUUAGCUAGUCCUUUGUAUAUUUAAUAUUUAAAGAUAAAUUUAUUUGGAUGAUGUGUUCUUUGUCAGUAGAGGUUAAAUUUGCUUGCCGUUGUAAAGGAGGUAAAAUGCAGAUUUUUCUGCGCUGUAAAUGAGCCAUUGUUGUAUUACAGCAACUAAUGGUCCAAAGAUACUCUGGUACUUUCUGGUGUGGCUGCACUUUGUUAUAAGCUGCCAAUUCAAAAAUGUGUGCUGUGCUUUGAUACUUUGAAAGCUAAAUAAAUUAUAGUUAUUGCAUCAACUAAGUGUUAAUACUGAAAUAUUGCUUUGCUUCAUAUAUUUUAAAAAAUUAUCAUAGUGCUUUACAAAAAGUGAGGUGUUGUCUCCUCCAUAUACACUUUCAACUCUUUCUGAAACAAAUUUAUUUGAUCUUCUAGAGUAUAAUUUGUCUUGAUUUAAAACAAAUGGGCAAUAUUCUUCAAAUCGGCUAUUAAACUUGAACACUUGAGUACAUUUAUCUGAAUGGCUACUGCUUAGUACUAAUGUAUAAUUAUUUAUUUAUUUUUGUUCUAUUUAUGAGCUGCUAAGAGCUGUUUUGGCAUGAAGAUUUUCAAAAGCUCCAUUAAAGCUAUGCUUUGUUUCAGUGAUUGAAUUUGGCUUUCCUAUUAGAAAGCUUUAAGCUAAAUCACUAUAUUUAUAUUUUUGAAAACAUUUUUUAUUCAUUGCUGUUGUAAUGUGAAGAAAAACUGGCUGUUUUCAUGUGUAUAAAGUGUCCAUACUUUGAGACAAACCAUAACCGCUGUCUCAAUCCAAACAGUGGGCAUUUGAGAGCUUGUAGAUUCUACAGGAUCAAUAUCCUUGUUUAAAUAUAAUAUCAGGUGAUCAAGUAUUACAUUUCAAAGUUGUGAUAUUGAGAAAUUAAUAAUCUGCCUUUGGUAAAAUGGUCUAAUAUAUUUUACAUAUAUGAAUGAAAUUUUAAUGUAGUAUCCGUCCCCUCCUCUCUCCUAGCCCCUUCCAAGAAAAAUGUUUAUUACAAUUUCUCAGGUCUGUUGUGCUUGCAGUAAUAAUGACUCAGAUUUCUCUGCUUUAGAACCACAAAACUGAGUCACACAAUGAGACUCAUUGAAACAAAGAUUUUAAUACAUGUGGCAAUGAAGUGAUAAUGCUGAAGUUGUUGUGAGCUGCAAUUUCCAAAUGUCUCUAACAGAAUCAAGGGAAGUUGCUUUCACUCACGUGAAAUUUUUUUAUGAAUUAUACAUAACCAAAUGCCCUUAAUGUAAUGCAUUUUUUGUUUGAGGUGUAGGGGAGUUUAUAAUGGUUUAUUAAGAUGAAAUUACCGUUUAGCAAGCUUGCUAGCCCCAAGAUUUCACUUGUAUUAAUUGUAAUUACCUUGCACAUU
This is a messenger RNA of Mobula hypostoma (lesser devil ray), 3426 nucleotides long. RefSeq names its product endoplasmic reticulum junction formation protein lunapark-A-like. Gene Ontology annotation, biological process: endoplasmic reticulum tubular network organization. The record is from RefSeq and is a predicted model, not a curated record. The transcript is spliced from 14 exons. The coding region runs from base 227 to 1462 and encodes 411 amino acids. Gene Ontology annotation, cellular component: endoplasmic reticulum tubular network. Lineage: Eukaryota; Metazoa; Chordata; Chondrichthyes; Myliobatiformes; Myliobatidae.